Molecule: messenger RNA, 1045 nt
Organism: Cuscuta epithymum
Lineage: Eukaryota; Viridiplantae; Streptophyta; Magnoliopsida; Solanales; Convolvulaceae
Source: the annotation of a GenBank genome assembly
AUUUCAAUGCAAGAUACAAAAUGAUACGUAAUACGUAAUUCCUAUUAAUAUGAUUUUCCAAAAUUCCUAUUAGAAAUUUGAGGACGAUGGGUCAAGGAAAUUAGAAGACCAAAACGUGCAAUUUUAUUACGCAACUGAAUACGUAAUUGCACACGCAAGGAUAAACGAGCGACACAAACAUCAUUACUCAUUAGCCACCGGCCGCGAGGAUCUUGUAUUAUUGGGCGCCGCUGAAUAUUCUAGACGGCCACAUGGCACGUUCUCAUUCCUUCCGAUUGAUGGCUUUUGCCACGUGGCAGAUACGACCCUUGUAUAAAUUCCACGCCACCGAUUCAUUCCUACUGGUAAAAUAAACCCUCACGUGACUUUUUCAUUGUAAAAAAAUCUCUUCACCUACCGUAAUGUCUUUUGGGCUGUCUAUGGAAUCUGUUUGUCCGCCACGCGCUUUCCCCUCACGCGCUUCCGCACACAGAACCAAGAUUCCCCCCUUCCCGGCGUUGCGGUUCGGCGGCCGGCGAAUCCCGAAGUCCGUGAAAUGCGGCGGAAGGGGCGGUCCGGCACCGGAGUGGGAAAGGAAACUGGCGGAGGAAGUGGCGGGGAUGGGGAUAGUGAGAAAAAAGUGUAAAGAGGUGAAGGGUGGAGUGGCUGAGCUGUUGGAAUGUCUGGAGAGGGAGGCGAUAAUGGGCGACGAUGAAGGAAGAGAGCCGUCGGAUUACAAUCGGAGGGCCCAGAUUUUCGACAAGAGCUCUGUAAUCUUCCAGGCUCUGAAGAAUGGAACGAUUAUUGAUGAGGAUGAAGAUUGUUGUAUACCUUCCAGAACAGAGUAGAACAAGUGAUUGUGUUGCUUUAACUCCUACCCUUAACUGUUACUGGUUUAAUGCUUCAAUUUCAUAUCUAUUUGUGAUAUGCUCUGGUAUCACUUAUAGAUACUGCUAUCCUGAUUCUGAAAUGUAUUCGAGAAUGUAUUGAAGUUCUUUCAUCUAAUAUGUUAAAAGAACAAGUUUCAACCAUGAAUAAUAUAAAAAAGUUGAAUAUUUGUAUGACA